This is a messenger RNA of Dentiscutata erythropus, 1398 nucleotides long. The record is from the annotation of a GenBank genome assembly. Lineage: Eukaryota; Fungi; Glomeromycota; Glomeromycetes; Diversisporales; Gigasporaceae.
AUGUCAGAAUCGAACUUAUCAAAAAGUGAUUUAGAGGAAAUUUGUCAUAGCCUAGGUUUGCCUUCGGAAGGGGUUAAAGCAGACUUGAUAUACAGGCUAAGGUCUCAUUCAAAUAUAUUAACAGAAAAUUCAAAUAUAUCUGUUAGAGACAAAGCUUGUGCAGAAGAUAUAAAUUUGAUUAUUGGUCAAUAUUUGGCUGAAAUGGGAACAGCGGGAGAACUAUCGUUAAAUACUUUUCGUGAUUCAGUAGAUCAACAGGAACCAACAGAUCCUAUACUAACACAAGGAAUAAGUGAUCAGUCAUCUAAGAACACUGUGAAGCAAAACAAGCAGCGACUACAAGAGGACAUUAACAAUAAUCAGGGUGAUUCCCUUGAGAAGCUAUUGGUUUCAGAAUUUAAAAAUUUGAGAGGCGUGAUAGCGGAUUUUGACUUUAAGUUGAAUUCUGUGGCAGCCCAAGUGAAUAAGGUGAAAAUAAAUGAGUCUUUUCCAAGUCAUAAAUUUGAUAAGGCGCGAGAUCAACAUAAAUAUGAUGCAUUGUGUGCAAUUAGGAAGGAGUUGGAUUUAGUGUUAGAUUUGCAAGAUACAACGAACAUUUUAAAUCACAUGACUAGCGCACAAGAGUUUGUGGCAGAUAGAUUGGUUACUUUACGGGUAGCAGAGGGUUUUGGUUGGGAUGUGGCGGCAGCUUUGCCAAAUACACAAGAUAAAUUGUUGAAGGUUCAGAAGAAGGAACUUCACACUCUUACUGGAGAGGCAAUCAACGCAGUCAGGAUCAAAAUAUGUUGGCCUCAAAAUAUCAAACAAGCUCAGGGCAGUUUUUUUGGUCAGGGUUCAACAAUCGUAAUUGGGGAUUUAGUACAAGGAACAGGUGUUACACCUGUGGUGGCGCAGAACAUUAUGCAAACGCAUGUCUAUCCAACCCUGGUCAAAGCUCAGGUCAAGAAAGAGGGUUUGGAUUUAAGUCAAGAGGUUAUACAACGUAUAGAAAUAGGUGUUAGAUCUUCUAUCGGCAAGGAGUUGUUUCUUACCGAACUCGGGAAGCAACUUAAUACCAGAGCCUUGGAAAAACCAGCAAUGGAGAUUUCAGGCAGUAAAAAUUUGUUUUUGAAAACUCUGCUUGAAAAGGCUUAUGGUGCUAUAGAACCCAGAUCGGUGUAUGGUAAACGACUUAUAGCGCUAUGGAAUGAAUUCGUUGCCUUCUGUAACUGCCACAAGUUAAAUCCGUGCCCAGCCCACUCUGAAACAGUUAUGAUGUUUCUUACUUGGUUAGAUCUAUCAGCAAAAGCACCGAAACUUCGUUGGUAUAUAAUGGCAAUAGGUUACUAUCAUCAUAAAUUGGAAGUUCUGGACCCGACUCAGAAAUUUAAUGUCAACGUCUUGUCAGAAAUCUAUUGA